CGGGACUGUUUGUUCUGGAUUUGGGGCGAGGAAGGGCUCCGAGCGCUGACAACCGACUGAAGAAGGUGUGACACUCUGCCGUCUUUCAGUGAGUUGUUGUUUCCUUGCCCCCACAGCGUGCCACUGACCAACCUCCUGUGUUAGCUCAGGAAAUCGCCAUCUCACCAACUGAGAUAUGGUCACACAAUUGGAUUAGGCCACAGCUGCACGGCAACAAACAUAGAGUCGAGUGCGGAGUGUAAUGGCCUGAGGGGGGUUCCCCCAGUCCCACCUGCCCCUGCCAGGUCCAGUCUGCCUAAACUGUCUGCUCAGCCACUGCAACCCACCACUGCGAUGGGAGACGGACUGGAGGCAGGCAGCAGCCAGAACCCUCCCUCUGCCCCACCACCUCUCCCCUUCAACCCUCCACCACCUGAAACAUGGAACUCCUCCAGACCCAAACGACAGACCAACCAGCUACAGUACCUGCUUAAAGUGGUGUUGAAGACAUUAUGGAAGCACCACUUUGCAUGGCCCUUCCAAGCUCCUGUAGAUGCCAUCAAACUCAAUUUGCCUGACUACUACAAGAUCAUCAAGACUCCUAUGGACAUGGGCACGAUAAAGAAACGCCUGGAGAACAACUACUACUGGAACGCCCAGGAGUGCAUCCAAGACUUCAACACGAUGUUCACAAACUGCUACAUCUACAACAAGCCUGGGGAUGAUAUUGUCCUAAUGGCAGAGGCCUUGGAAAAGCUCUUCCUAGAAAAGAUUGCAGAGAUGCCGCAGGAGGAGACAGAGAUUGCUGUGGUGUCCAAGGGACGGCGUGGCAACAGACGGGAGCCAGGUCUGAUCUCAAAGUCAGACUCGGGCCAAGACUCAUCGUCCCCCUCCACCACCCCACAUACACGAGGCUUUUCAUCCCCGUCAACCACCCCGCAGCCCCGUCCUGCACCUGCCCCUCAAGGCCCUCCAAUUCUGCCCCUCGCUCAGCCUCUGGUCCAGCCUCUGGUCCAGCCGCUGGUCCAGCCUCUGGUCCAGCCUCUGGUCCAGCCACUGGUCCAGCCACUGGUCCAGCCUCUGGUCCAGCCUCUGAUCCAGCCUCAGCCUCCCCCACGCGUGCCUCCUACACCCACCUCCCACGCCCAUCUGGGACCCCCAUUCCCCCUCUCAACUCCAGAUGUCCUGGCCCAAGGUCUGACCUCGGUUCCCCCGACACACCCAGGCCUCCAUCCUGCCCCGAUGCUGCAGAGCUCCCCCGCCCCCAUCAAGCAAAGGAAGAGCCAGAAGAGGAAAGCAGACACCACCACCCCCACAGCCAACGACCAGCUCAGUGAAUCAUCUCCCGUCUCUGCUGAGGCUCGGCCGCGCCGAGACAGCAUUCGUCCGUCAAAGCAACCCAAAAGAGACGCAUCACAGCCGGACUCUCAACAUCACCUGGGUGCUGGUUUGGAGACGGGAGGGAUGGGAACGCCGAAACGUCAGGAUCAGUUGCGGUCCUGCGCGCGCCUUGUCAGAGAGAUGCUGUCCAAGAAACACGUGUCAUACGCCUGGCCUUUCUACAAGCCUGUUGACGUAAAAGCUCUUGGCCUCCACGACUACCACGACAUCAUCAAGCACCCCAUGGAUCUCAGCACCAUCAAGAAAAAGCUGGACAACAGACAGUACAGAGACGCUCAAGAAUUUGCAGCAGAUGUCAGGUUGAUGUUCUCCAACUGUUACAAGUACAAUCCUCCAGACCACGAUGUGGUUGCCAUGGCACGCAAAUUACAGGACGUGUUUGAGAUGCGUUUUGCCAAAAUGCCUGAUGAGCCAGAGGAGCCCACCCCUGUUCCCACCCCGUCAUCGGCCCUCCACCCUGCCCCCUCCACUCGACAAGCCCCGCCUCCUUCUGCUGUCUCGGAAGAAGACAGCUCCAGUUCCUCCGAAUCGGAGUCCUCGGGAGGAGACUCAGAACACGAAAGGCAACAGCGAUUGGCUGAGUUACAGGAACAGCUUAAAGCUGUCCAUGAACAGCUGGCGGCACUCUCCCAGCCGCAGGCCAGCAAGCCCAAGAAGAAAGAGAGGGAGAAGAAGGAGAAGAAGAAAGAAAAGCACAAGAAGAAGGUGGGAGCAGAGGAAACUGUGGACGCCCCUCCGCCUGCGAUGCUUCAGACUCCUAAGAAGAGCAAGAGCAGCAAGGAGCCAAUCAUCGUGAAGAAGGACAGGAAAAAGCCCGGUAAGAAAGAAGGAGUUAAAAACAGCCGCCCAGCUGUGCCCCCUCCGCCUGGGCCAACCCCUCUCGUCCCCUCAGCCUCUCUUGAAGCAGAGGAUGACAUAGAUGUAUUUGGGGGUGUGUCCUCCGAGAGAUGCAAGCCGAUGUCGUACGAGGAGAAGCGCCAGCUGAGCCUGGACAUCAACAAGUUACCCGGCGACAAACUGGGCCGCGUCGUGCACAUAAUCCAAACGCGCGAGCCUUCGCUUAAGAACUCAAACCCGGACGAGAUUGAGAUCGACUUCGAGACGCUGAAGCCUUCCACGUUGAGAGAGCUGGAGAAAUACGUCUCCAGCUGCCUCAGGAAGAAGAAAAAACCAUCAGUAGAGAAGCCUCUGGAAAUGACAAAUGUGACAAAGAUGAAGACGGGAUCCUCAUCUUCAGGCAGCAGCGACUCCUCUGAUAGUGAAGACUCUGAGAAUGGGCUGGUUCCCAAACAGCAGAAGAAGACCUCAACUAACAAAGACACCAAGAGACCACACCACCAGUCCCUCAGUAGUGGAGUUGGCCCAGUCCCUCCUCAGCCUCAGACUCAGCCUCAAGUCACCUCCAAACCACCAUUUGUCCCUCCUCCCUCUGUCCCUGUCCCUGUCUCUGUCCCAUCUCUGGACACACAGCUGUUGACCACAGGAUUUGAUCCUCUGGCUCACUUCAUGAACCCACACCUGACGCAGUCAAACACGGAGCCCAAUCCAACCAUUACUACUGCCGGCCCCCCCGUCACGUCUGGCCUCCUCAACACAAACACACCCAGCAGCCAGACGCCCACUGAGACGCACCCCUUCCUUAACCAACAUCCCAUCAUACCGUCACCGGCGAUCCACAGUGCUCUUCCCCAGCAACCGUCAAGACCUAGCAACCGCGCAGCACCACUUCCUCCCAAACCCCCACAGCCUCCCCCGUCCUCGCUCCCCUCCCUGCCUCCAUCCCCCUCACCCCAGCUUCAGCCCUCGCUUCCCCUCACCCUUCCCCAGCCGGUGCCUCGCCCUCGCGUCCCCUCACCCACAUCACACGGCAUCUUGGGCACCCUCUCGGCACAACCUCCUCAGGCCCUGCUGGAGGACGACGAAGAGCCGACGCCCACCAGUUCUGAAACCCCGCCCCUCAGCCAGGUGCACACCUUCCUGCAGUCUCUCCAGGCUCGGCCCGCCACGCAGACCCAGCCACUGCACGCCCACACGCAUUCGCCAGUGCAGGCCGCUUCUCAGCUGGUGCCGUCAUUGCACACGCAGGCUAUGACGACACCCACCCCCGCGCUGACGCAGAGACACAGCUCAGGCCACGCGCACAUGCAGCAGCCGUUCCCGCACACGCACACGUCAACAUCACAGCAGCAGAAGGGGGUGGCCCUGCAGCAGAAGGUACAACAGAUGCAGCAACAUCAGCAACAGCCAUCACCACGCAGUAAAGCUGAGCUUUUCUCAACAGGUUGCCUGCGUGAGAGCCCCUCUCCCCUGAUGAUGCAUUCUCCUCAGAUGCCUCAGUUCCAUACAAUGGGACAGCAGUCACCCCCACAGACCAAGAAACAUGAGCAGAGGUCCAACCUGGUGGGGGUCAAAGAAGAGAAGCCUUCCCAGUCGCCAGUCCUUCCCCCCUCACCCUUCAGCCCUGCCAUGCGUCAGGACACACACAAACCCGACAACAAACACAGAUUAGAUCUGAAGCCAUUGGAUGGUUCUCGCCCUGGUUCUCGCCUCCUGGACUCCCCAGCACCGCCCUGCUCCCAGCAAGACAACAAAAUCAAGCAAGAACCCAAAACUCCCAUCGCUCCUAAGAAGACACAGGACGUGAAGAUAAAGAACAUGGGUUCUUGGGCGAGCCUGGCUCAGAGGUCCCAGUCCACGCCGGCCUCCUCUGUUCGCUCCUCCAGCGACAGCUUCGAACAGUUCAGACGGGCCGCCAGGGAGAAGGAGGAGAGAGAGAGACAGCUGAAAGCACAGGCUGAACAGGCCAGGAGAGAGCAAGAAAAGCUACGCCGUGACGACGAGGACACAAUGGAGCAAGCUCGUCGAGCUCAGGAAGAUGCCCGCCGUCGCCAGGAGCAACAAUCACCACUUGCUCCCACACCUCCAGCUUCAACCCCACCUACUCACUCUCCGCAGGCUCCACCAACACAGCCUCAAGCCCCGCCCCCAUCGUCCUCAGCUGCACAGAACGCUCUCGACCAGCAGAGGGAGAUGGCGCGCCGCCGCGAGCAAGAGAGGCGCAGGAGAGAGGCGAUGGCCGACACCAUUGAUAUAAACUUCCAGAGCGACCUGAUGGCCAUUUUUGAAGAGAACCUGUUCUGAGGGGGAAAAAAGAGGGUGAUGGGAGUGAGAGAACGGACCUAUAGACACACAUAAGAAAAUUUAUAAAAUGCAUAUAGACCACAAUGCUCUGAUACACAUGGUCGCUGCUCAUACAAAUGCAAACACACACACACACACACACACACACACACACACACACACUCACCCACCCACUUAAUAGUAACUGUCCCUUUCUCUCAGUAGCAGCUGGCUUGUGUCAUGUGAACGAGAGGAGGGGGGAAGUGAAAGUGAAAGAAGCAACCCUCUUUUCCUCCAACCUCAGAUACGUUUUGGUGUCUGGCUUGGUGUUUACGGUUGUUGGUUCUGUGUCUUCAAUUACGACAGAUGGAAAACAGACACUGAAAAAAAUCAGACAGACAGUCAGCUCCCUCGUGGAAAAUAAGAAUGACAGAAAAGGAGGGGACUUUUACAUUUAAAAAAAAUUAUGGCGAUGAUGAUGGUGAUGAUGAGUAGGAUUUUAAUUUAAGUGAGAAUUACGGAAACCUCAUUCUCUGUCUGAGAAGAGAGAAAGGGGUUUAAAAGGAACGGGUGAACAAAUUACAAACGGACAGAUCACUUUGCUCUGGUUUUUUUUCUUCUCUCCUAAUCUUGUCUCUAUAAUUUUUAUUUUAAGUUUGAAUUUUAACUGGGAGGGUUGGGGGCUGGUGUGGUCGAGUUUGUCAGGCUCAGCGGUCAUCUGAGAGUCGGUUGUUAUCUCAGGACACGGUGGAAAACGAAACACAGCGGCCACAGUCACACACUUUUCUAAAACAUCCUUCCUCCCUUCACUUCCUGCUACUGCUCCCUCCUCAGUCAUGAACCGAAGCGGCGGAGGAGGAGGAGGUUUUUCGGCGACGCUCGGGUCGCGUGUACAAAUUCAGACGAGAGAGGGUGAUGAGGAAGGAGCGAUGGCGUUAUAAAAGUUUCAGAGUGUGUCCUUUGCCUUAGCGCUCUGGCCUGUAAACUACCGAUCACACCCGACAAAUUAUACAUAUUAUAUAUAAAUAGAUACAUGAAUAUAUAUUAUAUACAAGGAAAAGUCAAGGAAAAAGAACAUGAGAGGGAUUUGGUUUGCGGGGAGCAAAGCUCGUCUCGGUGUUCAUCUCUAAGCUCUGGUUUUGAUUUUGUAGAAUUUACUGUAAAGAAGAAGAAAAAACUUUUUUAUGAUUCUAUUGAGAGGAUUGUUUCGUCUGUCUUUUUCUCUCUCCUUCCUUUAAUGUUUCUGUUUUUUCUCGACUCUAUGCCAAAACCAAUCUAUUGAGUGCUGAAAGUUCAUUCACAUUUUUUACAUGUAAAAUGCAUUUUCUUUUCACUUUAUAUUAAAGGCUACAUUUUUAUUGCUAUUUAAUUUUCCUUUAUCCCCCUUUUAAAUCCGUAAAGUUAUGCAGCAGUUUGCUCUGUAAUAGUUUGAGGAAGCGGUUCCAAAAUCAUUGAUUAUGCCCCAUCAUUCUGUAGUUGUCCGAUAAAUCUGCACUUAAAUGUUUCAUUACUUAACAUCUUUAUUUUAUUUUAUUUUUUUUCAUUAUUUCUUCUCAUCAUGUACGUGUUUUUUGUCUUUUCUUAGCCGUCUCGUCCACCACUAUCUCCUUCACAGCUCCUGCAGUCUGUAUAAUAGAUUCUUUGUUAAUUGUCAUUCUGUCUUUUAGUUUUUACUUUUGAUAUGUUUUUAUCGUCCAUGGUAACAGUUUUGGGAUGUCGUGUGCCAUCGUGUUUUUCUGGAGGCGGGAGCUUUUCCCGGCUCCUGUAGGUUGGCCCAGAGAUCUGUGAGUGUUUUCAACUCUAUAAUCACUUUUUUUUUUCUUUCUUUUUUUUCUUUUUCUUUUUUUUUUAAAUGUUUCAUUCAUUUCUUUUCCCAUUUCAUAUUUGAUUGUUUUGAGUUUAUUUUGUUUUGUUUUUUCCUUUUGCUAUCUUCCUAUGAUUUAUUUUACCCAGGACAACCUGUUGGUAUGUCAGCGAGUGAGGCAUUGAGGUCAAUAGAUUCAUCUUGUUCAGAGUAUCAACAUCUUUUUUUAAGAAAAGUAUUAAAAUAAUAUUUAAAAAAAACUUUAUUUUGGUGCUUAGGUUUUUUUUUGUCUUCUCCACUGUGAGAGUUAUUCACACAUGGCACUGUAUUUAUGUGGUACAGUGAACUCUGCUUUAACUAUCCAGUGUCAGCCAGGAGGGGGAGCUAUAGAGAGAGAAACGUCAGCUACAGUUUGGUUUCUCAUUCACAGGUACUUGAUAAAAACUUCAUGGUCAAAAGUAUGUGGACUGGCUGUUAGCUGUAAGCUCCUUAGUGCCAAUUAGGGCUGAUCUUAAAGCUACAGGAUACAAUGAUCUUUUUAGACGGUUUUACUAGUAGUUUGGACUCUUAGUGUGGAAGAACUUGACUGCACAGAGCCCUGACCCCAACCCCACCCAACACUGAACCAGGUCUCACCUCCCCACAUCAGAGCUCAACCUCACUAAUGCAGCCCGAGACAGACAGACGGCUUAAUAUCAGUGGUUUUGGAAUGGGAUGUUCCACCACCGCAUAAGGAAGUGAUGUUGUGUUGUCCACAUACUUUUGGCCAGAUAAGCAUAUUUGCAGUCGGUGUCCCUGAAACACUGAUUUGCAAAUGGAGAUGUGAGUAGAGCUCAGCUGAUACUGGAUUUUUAAGUCUGAUACUGAUGUAAAUAUUUGAGAGUAAUAAAAAUCUGAAAACGAUGAAAAAUAAACGUUUUAUUUGUUUA
Molecule: messenger RNA, 7233 nt
Organism: Seriola dumerili (greater amberjack)
Lineage: Eukaryota; Metazoa; Chordata; Actinopteri; Carangiformes; Carangidae
Product: bromodomain-containing protein 4-like
Exons: 22
Coding region: 334-4521 (1395 amino acids)
Biological process (GO): positive regulation of transcription elongation by RNA polymerase II; chromatin remodeling
Cellular component (GO): chromatin; nucleus
Source: RefSeq, a predicted model, not a curated record